AUGUCGUGUGCCGCCGCAUUCUCGCUCCUCGUCACGCUCGCCGCCUCUGUUACGCCGGCGGCGUCUCAGGGAGCCGGCGACGCGGCCGUCCUGCGCGCCUUCCUCACUUCCCUGCCGCCAGUCUCCCAGCGCGUCCUCCUUCCAUCGUGGAACGCCACCACCACCAACACCAGCGACACCGGGCCGAGCCACUGCGCGUUCCUCGGCGUCCAGUGCACCGCCACGGGAGCGGUCGCGGCGGUGAACCUCUCCGGGCAGGGGCUGUCUGGCGAGCUCGCGGCGUCCGCGCCUCGGCUCUGCGCUCUGCGGGCGCUCGCGACGCUCGACCUGAGCCUGAACAGCUUCACGGGCGCCGUGCCCGCCGCGCUCGCCGCGUGCUCCGAGCUCGCCACGCUCGAACUCAGCAACAACUCCCUCUCGGGCGCCAUCCCGCCCGAGGUCGCCGCGCUCCCGGGGCUCGCCUACCUGAGCCUCAGCGGGAACGGCCUCUCUGGGCCGGUCCCGGAGUUCCCGCUGCAUUGCAGGCUCCAGUACCUGAGCCUCUACGGCAACCAGAUCACCGGCGAGCUCCCCUGGAGCCUCGGCAACUGCGACAACCUCACCGUCCUGUUCCUAUCCUCCAACAAGAUCGGGGGCACCCUGCCCGAUUUCUUCGGCUCCCUGACCAAGCUGCAGAAGCUCUUCCUCAACAGCAACUUGUUCACCGGAGAGCUGCCGGAGAGCAUCGGCGAGCUCGGGAAUCUGGAGAACUUUGUGGCCUCAAUGAAUGGCUUCAAUGGCUCCAUCCCUGAGUCCAUCGGGAGAUGUGGGUCUCUGACAACGCUGCGCCUGCACAAUAACCAGUUCACCGGGACAAUUCCGGCGGUCAUCAGCAACCUCAGCAGACUGCAGUGGCUCACUAUCAAGGACACGUUCGUCACCGGCGAAAUUCCACCGGAGAUAGGGAAAUGCCAGGAGCUGGUCAUCCUUGACCUGCAGAACAACAACCUUACAGGGGUGAUACCACCGGAGAUCGCCGAGCUCAAGAAGCUGCAAUGGCUGUCCCUGUACCGCAAUAUGCUCCACGGACCUGUGCCUGCAGCACUGUGGCAGAUGCCGCAGCUGGAGAGGCUGGCGCUCUACAACAACAGCCUAAGUGGAGAGAUCCCUGCAGAGAUAAACCACAUGAGCAGCCUGAGAGAUCUCCUCCUGGCAUUCAACAGCUUCACCGGCGAGCUCCCACAAGACCUGGGGUUGAACACGACGCAUGGACUUGUUUGGGUCGACGUCAUGGGGAACCACUUCCAUGGCAAAAUCCCACCAGGUCUUUGCACUGGAGGUCAGCUCGCCAUUCUUGACCUUGCAUUGAACAGAUUCAGUGGGAGCAUUCCAAGUGAGAUCAUCAAGUGCCAGUCUCUGUGGAGAGCCCGUCUGGGAAACAACAUGUUCAACGGAAGCUUACCUUCAGAUUUGGGGAUAAACACUGGCUGGUCAUACGUGGAAUUGGGUGGCAAUCAGUUUGAGGGGAAGAUACCAAGUGUGCUCGGUUCAUGGCAGAACCUCACAGUGCUUGAUCUGUCUCGGAACAGCUUCUCUGGUCCCAUACCACCCGAGCUCGGCGCUCUAACCCUUCUUGGCAACCUGAACCUGUCGUCAAACAAGUUGUCUGGACCAAUACCACAUGAGUUGGGAAACUGCAGGAGACUUGUCCGUUUGGAUCUUCAGAACAACCUUCUCAACGGAACCAUACCUGCAGAGAUCAUAUCACUCAGUAGCCUACAGCAUCUGGUACUCAGUGGAAACAAGCUCAGCGGAGAGAUUCCAGACGCCUUCACCUCAACGCAGGGCCUCCUUGAGCUGCAGCUCGGCAGCAACUCUUUGGAAGGAGCUAUCCCUUGGAGCUUAGGCAAGCUUCAGUUCACUCUCAGAUCAUAA
Molecule: messenger RNA, 1914 nt
Organism: Miscanthus lutarioriparius
Lineage: Eukaryota; Viridiplantae; Streptophyta; Magnoliopsida; Poales; Poaceae
Source: the annotation of a GenBank genome assembly